Messenger RNA from Cylindrotheca closterium, 657 nucleotides. The record is from the annotation of a GenBank genome assembly. NCBI's taxonomy places the organism in Eukaryota, Bacillariophyta, Bacillariophyceae, Bacillariales, Bacillariaceae.
AUGCAUAAACCAUCACCAUCACUGCUUUCGUUGCAAGACUAUGCGACCUUUCAAUACAUGUUGGCACCUCCUUCCAUUGCAUCUCCCAUUGUCCGCAGCAUUGAAUCCUUUGUCUUUUACAACGAACCGUACAAUCCAAACAAGGCCGAAAAAGAUCACCGACGCAUGAUCAAGGGGACUGUGAAUCUAAUUUCGUAUUAUGGGUGUUGUCUAGUACUCCUUCCAUCUCAUUUAUUGGGCAUGAGCAAAUGGAUAUCAUCAUCGUCAGAGGACGAAGACAAUAAGAAGAACAAGCCCAACAAGAAUGACAGCAAUGAUUCCAAAAAGGUCCUGCGACGAUUUCGAUAUUCCUACUUUUGCGGGAUGGUGCAAGUCGACACCAGACAUGUGCAACUUUCAGAAAAGGAGGAGAAGGAGGAUGGUGCUAGUAAUCCAACUUCGUUUCGAUUGGUGGAAUACCUGGACAUUUCGCCAUGGGCUUGGGUCAUUUGCGAAGCUUUUUAUAUAACAAUCAUUGCAUCUGCCAUUGGGUUCCAUCAAACACUCAUUAGUACGGAUCCGUCACUCUCGGUGGUCUGGACGACAUUUGUGACUACGGUCGCGGCACUCAAUGCUGCUGGACUCCUCUUUCUAAAAAUUCGAAACAACUUUGAAUAA